GUGUAACUUGACAGUGGCAGCGACUGUAGCAGGCGGGCUGCGGACUGUCGGACUGACCUGAGGACGGAUUUAACGAGAGACACUGUGGACGUUAUCUCAACACGGUUUAUUUGCUAUUAUCCUUUAUCCUUUAUCUCGGCGUAGCCUCUUCGGGGGUUAAAUAAGGAGACAUCCUGGAAGCACCCGGAGAACCGCGGAUAUCUACGCGGCAUGGAUGCUUCGUGACCCGCGGCAGGUGUGAAGAGAUGCCGGGGGAGCCGCCGGCGGGCACCGGCCGGGUGGUGCUGGUGAAGAAGAUCGUCAUGAAGGACGGAGCUGCGCUCCAGCAAGGUAUCGGCAGGCCCAGCGUGUAUCAUGCGGUGGUGGUGAUCUUCCUGGAGUUCUUCGCCUGGGGAUUACUCACCACGCCCAUGCUAACUGUUUUACAUGAAACAUUUCCACAGCACACGUUCCUGAUGAACGGACUCAUUCAGGGUGUGAAGGGUCUGCUGUCAUUCAUGUCUGCUCCUCUGAUCGGCGCGUUGUCGGACGUGUGGGGGAGGCGGUCCUUCCUGUUGGUCACUGUCUUCUUUACCUGCGCUCCGAUCCCUCUGAUGAGACUCAGCCCCUGGUGGUACUUCGCCAUGAUCUCCAUGUCUGGAGCUUUUUCUGUCACCUUCUCAGUCAUCUUCGCCUACGUCGCUGAUGUGACGGAUGAAAGAGAGAGGAGUACAGCAUACGGUCUGGUGUCGGCUACGUUCGCAGCCAGCCUCGUGACGAGUCCAGCCAUCGGGGCGUACCUGUCGGCCUGGUAUGGAGACAACCUGGUGGUUCUGUUGGCCACACUGAUCGCUCUGGCCGACAUCUGCUUCAUCCUGCUGGCUGUGCCCGAGUCUCUGCCGGACAAGAUGAGGCUCAACACCUGGGGGGCGCCUAUAUCCUGGGAACAGGCCGACCCAUUCACUUCUCUGAGGAAGGUGGGUCAGGACUCGACGGUCUUACUGAUCUGCAUCACUGUGUUUCUUUCUUACCUGCCGGAGGCCGGACAGUACUCCAGUUUCUUCCUCUACCUGAGACAGGUUAUAAAUUUCUCCUCCACAACCAUCGCUGUCUUUAUUGGAGUAGUGGGAAUUCUGUCUAUUGUAGCACAGACUCUCUUACUCACCCUGCUGAUGAGGACUCUGGGUAAUAAAAACACUGUUCUGUUGGGUUUGGGCUUCCAGAUCCUUCAGCUGGCCUGGUACGGCUUCGGAUCAGAGCCAUGGAUGAUGUGGGCGGCUGGUGCUGUGGCAGCGAUGUCCUCCAUCACCUUCCCAGCUGUCUCUGCUCUGGUGUCACAGUCCGCUGAUCCUGAUAAACAAGGUGUGGUCCAGGGGAUGAUAACAGGGAUCAGAGGUCUGUGUAAUGGUCUGGGUCCAGCUCUGUACGGAUUUAUCUUCUUCCUCUUCAACGUUGAGCUCAACAGCAUGGACCCCAUCCAGGGAGACUUUAACAUUGACCCCCUGCCUCUGCACAGUCCCACAGAGCGAGCGCUCAUCCCCGGCCCACCCUUCCUGCUGGGGGCGUGUACCGUGGUAGUUGCCUUCCUUGUUGCGCUCUUCAUCCCUGAGAAACCCUCCUGCUCAUCCUCUUCCUCCCAGCUGUCCCUCAGCGACAAGCCCCACCCAGACAGCAAAGAGUCCAUGUCCUCGCUAGCAGGCGUCCACAUCAACACGCCCCUCCCGGGCAGCGACGAGGAGACCCCUCCCACCGCCAGCGACGAGGACUUUGAGCCGCUGCUGCAGGACAGUAUCGUUUGAUGGACAGGUGGAAGGACCACAGAGGGUGGGGCUUCCAAAGUGGUUUGAUUGAUUGACAUUUUGUUACAAAAAGAAACGGUAACACAUUUUCUUUGCCGUAGGGCGGGACUAUGUGUACUUUUAUUGUCAGAAGAUUGCUAUUGAUACCAAGAAGCUCCAAUAGCAUUGUUUCUUUGCCAGAAGGCAGUACUCACGUAUUACUUCACCGACCAGGGGCAGAGGCAGUAACGUCUUCUGAGCGACCAAUAAGGAUGUUUCUUUUACAAGGAGGCGGGAGCAAAGAGCUGCAUAUAAGAUGUCAUUUGCUCAAUUUGACAGAAGAGACGGAGACGAUUAUUUGACUGACAGAGAGACGGUGGAGCCAACAGGGACCACACAGUUUAAAUGGAAACCAUCGUUUGAUUGACAGGACGAGGGGCCAACUGCGUUUUUUUAUGGAUUGGGCUAGCCCAGUUUUGGGAUACACCCACAUAAAGUCCCCAGAAAGUAAAGUAUUUUUGAGGUUUUAAUGGAAGGAUUUUUGUUCAUCUUUAAGCUUGAAGUUGUUGAUUGUUUUUGUGAUAAACAAAAAAAGGUGUUUCUACCUUCAGCUGUAUCAUUUUGAAGCCGUAUUUUUAUGAUGUGAUUAUUUCUUAUUGGUUAUUGUACAAAAGAAACAUGUCUGCAACAUAUUUACAGCAGCCAAAACAUCAGUGUUGAUUUAUACUGCUUUUUUGUUUGUUUUUUUGUUGAAGAAGAACAGUUUUUUUGACAGGGUUAAGGGAUUUUUAUUCUUUCUAAGUGUACAGUAUCUAACCUGCUACGAGCUAACGAUCGCUAACAAGGUACGAAUGUGAUGAGCUGAGAGAUGAGAGCCACAUAAAAUGUCAAAAUAUCAAUUUUAAUUGUCAUUUCUAUAGAGAUUUUAACUUCCAUCAUCCAAAACAAGAUAGAAGGAAAUAUUUUAGGCAAUGCAUUGCUAACAUACAUAGGUUUAUUGUAUAUAUUUUAGAAAAUUAUUAAUGAUGAGAGUAAAAUAACCAAACACCUCACUGGAUAGUUUUUAAUUUCACCGGGUAGUGUCCCCGUUUGUCACUCUACCUCAGGUCAUCGUGUUUUUAAAUCAACCUGGAUUUACUCAUUCUGUCACAUCUGUUUUAUUUUUAUAUCAAAGUCACUUUAUGGAAGUGCUGCUGGCUGCUGGCAGUGGGGAAACCUCAGAGCUGCGACGUUCAGCGUGUUGGCGGUCCAAGCACCAACAGAGUUUGAGCUAUAUUGUUUAUGGUUCUAAUAAUUCUCUGACUUUUAUUUUUAAUUUCAAUACAGUUAACAAUAGAGCCUCUGAUUUAGAACGCGAUGAAGUCAUGUUGUCCUCACAUUUUUUCUCAGGAUUACGUUCUUUAAAUUUGACACAUUUUGGUGUCUAUAUCAAUUUGGUUCUAAUUGAACAACAGGUGGCAUUUCUAAGUGAAAUCUGCAUUUGGCUAACUUCCUGACUUACAGUUAGCAGUCCCUUCCCGCCUCCCACAUGACCACACUAAACUUCUGCUUCCUGCCCUUAAGGACCGCCUCUUUGUGGAGUUCUUUCUCCUGAUUGGAUAAAGUGGGACCAGGAUACCAGAAACUAUUCUCUGUUUACUGCAGAAAGGAGGGACUGGGAGACCCGUGUUAGUGACUGAACACUAUAUCAGUGAUGGCUGUCAGAUUUUAGAGCUAUUUAACACCUAUUUAACUAAAAAAUAUCACGUAGAGCACCUUUAAUUAUAAUAUUUAAGGUCCUGGUCACCAGGGGAUUCUCAAAAUGGCACCAGAUUUGGAACGCACAUCCUGUAUAUCCAAUUGCACAAUAGCUUGCACAACCUCCAGUAUUGUAAUACCAAACUCAAGAAAAUCAAAUUUUAUUUAUUUAUUUAUUUUUUAAACAAAGCUGUAUCAGAACUCUCUACGGUGCCAUGCGGCCAUCUAGUGGUGCUCCGGAAUGUAGGUUGAGAAAUGCUGCUUGGUGGCAGCACGACACCCUGACGGUGUGCCUUCGAUCCCGAGUUGCUCUGGGUGCUUGGACCGCAGUGUUCUUCCUUUGCGAGUUUAGAUUUCAUUGUGAGGUCGGCUGAUCCUUUGCUGUAUUAUUUUCAAAAACAAAAUGGAGCUCAGCUGGAAAGCCAUUUGUUGGAUUUUUAAACAAACAUGUUGCAGAUGUGAGGUUUUUCCCCUGAAAGUAGUGAUAUUUCUGUGAAUGAACCUAUACUUGAAGCAUCAGAAAGAGAUUUUAUGAGAGCUUUAGAGAAGCUUUAGGAACGAAUGCUGAAGAGUUUAACAGUAUAUAUAACUGGCACAGAGUGUACAUAGUUAUUUGCUUUAUGACCUUAAAAUGUAAAUGUACAUGUGAAUGAUAUUAUAGUUUGUAUAUACUGUAAGUGAAAUGUGGGAUUGCCUUGGUUAUUGUGGUUGAUAUGGAGGUUUUCCUUCAGUGUUCAGUCCUGUGUAGCUUAAUGGCACCAACGCAGUCUGGGUUGGGGGUUCAGUUCCUGUGCAGACCAUCAGUCAUUCUGCUUUGGGUUUUUUGGGUUUGUUCAGAUUAGACUAUGAAACAAACAAUAUCCCCCUUGUUUCCUGCAUUUACACCUGAGUAUGUUUACAUGCACACUGGUAUCCUGAUAGAGAAACUGGUUAUUUGUAUCCUUGUAACUCGUCUACUCUUUUUUAUAACAUUUGAAAGGUGCUAGAUCAGAUCAACUUAUCUGCAGUUUGUUCUCGUACAAACUUUAACAGAUCUGCAUUUCAAUGAUUUCUCUAAUCUAGUCUGUUUUUGCUCUUUUAUUAACUAAAGCUUGCAGUUUCUUUUCAUUAUCAUGACAAGGACAGCUGUUUUUGCUGUUGUUGUCGUUUAAGAUUGAAUGCUUUUUCACCAGUUGAAAUAACCAAAACCACAUCAUUUAUGCUCCUGAAAACCAGGGUGAGUGAUAAUCCAGGUUUGUGUAGCCAGGAUUUGAUGUCUGUUUGAGGCUUUGUAUACUCCAAAUCCCAGAUCAUAAGUAGGAUAUUAGUGUGAAUGUGAACACUCAGUUAGUUCAGCAGAAACUGAAACUGACUCAACAGUGUAAAUGUUGCACAUGGACUGGAUGUAUGUAUAUGUGAAGAAAUGAAAUGUACAUGGGAUUUCACUGUAAAUACACUUUGUCUGUUGUCUUGUCUGGAAGUGUACCAGCCAGUUGUUGGUUAUUGGAAAUUAAAACAGAACAACACUUGG
This is a messenger RNA of Dicentrarchus labrax (European seabass), 5004 nucleotides long. RefSeq names its product major facilitator superfamily domain containing 14Ba (gene slc71a2a). Gene Ontology annotation, cellular component: membrane. The transcript has 12 exons. Gene Ontology annotation, molecular function: transmembrane transporter activity. NCBI's taxonomy places the organism in Eukaryota, Metazoa, Chordata, Actinopteri, Moronidae. Gene Ontology annotation, biological process: transmembrane transport. The record is from RefSeq and is a predicted model, not a curated record. Bases 246 to 1778 code for a protein of 510 amino acids.